AUGAAGCUGCUGGGACACCGGAUCGAGCUGCUGACAGGGCUCCUGCUCCACGACGUGACCAUGGCCGGGCUGCAGGAGCUGAGGUUCCCCGAGGAGAAGCCGCUGCUCCGGGGCCUGGACGCCACCGAGCUGGAGAACUCUGACGCCUUUCUCCUGGCCGAGGACACAGACUGGAAGGAGCAUGACAUUGAGACGCCCUACGGCCUCCUGCACGUGGUGAUCCGGGGCUCCCCCAAGGGGAACCGCCCGGCCAUCCUCACCUACCACGAUGUGGGCCUCAAUCACAAGCUCUGCUUCAACACCUUCUUCAACUCCGAGGACAUGCAGGAGAUCACCAGGCACUUCGUGGUGUGCCACGUGGACGCGCCCGGGCAGCAGGUGGGGGCGUCCCAGUUUCCUCAGGGGUACCAGUACCCGUCCAUGGAGCAGCUGGCCGCCAUGCUCCCCAGCGUGCUGCAGCACUUCGGGUUCAAGUACGUGAUUGGCAUCGGGGUGGGAGCCGGAGCCUACGUGCUGGCCAAGUUCGCACUCAUCUUCCCCGACCUGGUGGAGGGGCUGGUGCUGAUGAACAUCGACCCCAACGGCAAGGGCUGGAUCGACUGGGCCGCCACCAAGCUGUCCGGCCUCACCAGCACUUUACCCGACACGGUGCUCUCCCACCUCUUCAGCCAGGAGGAGCUGAUGAACAACUCGGAGCUGGUGCAGAGCUACCGGCAGCAGAUCGGGAACGUGGUGAACCAGGCCAACCUGCAGCUGUUCUGGAACAUGUACAACAGCCGCAGAGACCUGGACAUUAACCGGCCCGGCACAGUGCCCAACGCCAGGACCCUCCGCUGCCCCGUGAUGCUGGUGGUCGGGGACAACGCGCCUGCUGAGGACGGGGUGGUUGAGUGCAACUCCAAGCUGGACCCCACCACCACCACCUUCCUGAAGAUGGCAGAUUCCGGGGGGCUGCCGCAGGUCACCCAGCCCGGGAAGCUGACGGAAGCCUUCAAGUACUUCCUGCAGGGCAUGGGCUACAUGCCCUCGGCCAGCAUGACCCGGCUCGCCCGCUCCCGGACCGCGUCCCUCACCAGCGCCAGCUCGGCGGAGGGCGGCCGCCCGCAGGCCUGCACCCACUCGGAGAGCAGCGACGGGCUGGGCCAGGUCAACCACACCAUGGAGGUGUCCUGCUGA
Pipistrellus nathusii (Nathusius's pipistrelle) is the source of this 1176-nucleotide messenger RNA. The record is from the annotation of a GenBank genome assembly. NCBI's taxonomy places the organism in Eukaryota, Metazoa, Chordata, Mammalia, Chiroptera, Vespertilionidae.